Rhincodon typus (whale shark) is the source of this 1749-nucleotide messenger RNA. RefSeq names its product cleavage and polyadenylation specific factor 4 (gene cpsf4). The transcript has 6 exons. Gene Ontology annotation, molecular function: zinc ion binding; RNA binding. NCBI's taxonomy places the organism in Eukaryota, Metazoa, Chordata, Chondrichthyes, Orectolobiformes, Rhincodontidae. The coding region runs from base 7 to 666 and encodes 219 amino acids. The record is from RefSeq and is a predicted model, not a curated record.
GGUGGGAUGUGCCCUUUUCGUCACAUCAGCGGCGAGAAGACAGUGGUGUGCAAACACUGGCUGAGGGGCCUCUGCAAGAAAGGAGAUCAGUGUGAAUUCUUACAUGAGUAUGACAUGACCAAGAUGCCCGAGUGCUAUUUCUAUUCCAAAUUUGGAGAAUGUAGUAAUAAGGAAUGUCCAUUUCUACACAUUGACCCUGAGUCCAAAAUCAAAGACUGCCCCUGGUAUGACCGAGGAUUUUGUAAACAUGGUCCACUGUGCAGGCACCGACACACACGGCGAGUCAUCUGUGUUAACUAUCUGGUAGGAUUCUGUCCUGAAGGCCCCAGCUGUAAAUUCAUGCACCCUCGUUUCGAGCUGCCAAUGGGAACUGGUGUUGAUCAACCACCGUUACAGCAACAGCAACAGAUACUCCAAAAGCAGAAUCUUACUCCGUUUCUUCAGCGGUCAUCCUCUCUGGUACAGAUUCCUAGCACCAACAUAAUCGUAGGGCAGCAGAAAACAAACACACAAUCUAGCGGAUCAGUGCAGCAAUCUCAAUUUCAGACAUUGUCAAAUCGAGGCCCUAGACCUUUGGAGCAAGUCACGUGUUAUAAGUGUGGUGAGAAAGGACAUUAUGCUAACCGAUGUACCAAAGGACACUUGGCAUUUCUUAGUGGUCAGUAGCAGAGUCACUGGUGAACAAUAUGUUGGAAAACUCUCAAGUUCUAUUGAUGCCCCGAAUGGAAUGUACAUUAUUCUUGGAUGGGUUUGGGAGUUGAAAAACUUACUUUAUCUUUUUUCUCCCCACCUCCCUGUGCCCCCGUAAUGCACAUUGUGACAGUUGUUACUGAAAUAUGUGCACUCUUUUAAAGUUUAGUGUCAGGAAGCACUACACUGAAGAAAAGCUACUUAGAAUAGCUUCUGUUUGUACCGUUUCCAGCCAUAUUCUUUAAUAUCCUUCAGCUCCUAUUUUUCAAUGAAACCAGGUACAGAAUUGGCAAUGGAUUGGAUUGGUAAGACACUGAGGGAGAGAACAAUGCAGAUUGCUAAAUUGUGAUCUUUAUAUCACAUAAUUUGUGCAUUACUUUUUUUUUCCUGUUUCUCCAGUUGUAUUCUUCCAAUUGUGAGGGCAGUUUUGAGUGUUGAGCUGAAGCUGUGUGUAGACUGUUUAUAGAGGCCUUUUGCAGGCAUACCUCUCAGCUCUGGUGGCAACAGCUCAAUGCCUUGAGCAGAUCUGCAGUUCUUUGUAGAACCAUAAGAUUGGUUGGUCUCCGUGUCUAAUAUAAGUCUGAUCCUUUUCUCUAGCGCAGCUGUUAUUGAGUUGCUCUGAUUGAAUUUAAACAUUUCAGAAGUAUGUACGAAUAUAAAAAUGGUAGGGAAAGGAGCUGAGAACAUCCUUAAUCCUAUUUCAGUGGAUGGAUUCGUUCCAGGCACAGGAAUAGUAUCCUGAUACAUUGUGCCACUCAACCUCAUGUUGACAUGAAAACCAACAGAAAAUCCUGGCUAGAUAUCAACUUGGAAACAAAUAUGUCUGUUGGAUUAGCAAAAUAAUGAUUAAUGAGGGUUACUUUAGGUAGAAUUACUUGCUAGGAUAUCUUAUUAAUUUGUCCUGUGCGUUAUCACAUUUUAUAGGAAAGAGGUUUUUAGUUUUGUGGCAGAAGAAAAAUGCAAUGAGAGUUGCAAAAAUUCUACUGUUGAAACCUAAAUUACCUUAUGAUUGUCAAGUGUUCAUUUUUAUCCAAUUUAAUAAAUAUUUUUUAACAAAAA